Messenger RNA from Drosophila erecta, 1171 nucleotides. RefSeq names its product serine protease grass. The record is from RefSeq and is a predicted model, not a curated record. The transcript is spliced from 4 exons. Gene Ontology annotation, molecular function: serine-type endopeptidase activity. Lineage: Eukaryota; Metazoa; Arthropoda; Insecta; Diptera; Drosophilidae. Gene Ontology annotation, biological process: proteolysis. Bases 135 to 1073 code for a protein of 312 amino acids.
UAUAUUUUUAAUAAUAUACUACUUAACAUACUUGCUCUUCUGGGAAUGCGAACUGAUUACAUGGAACGAUAAGCGUGUGCUAUUGACAUUAGAGUGCACUUUCAGACACUCAGUUUCCCAUCAGAGCUUGGACCAUGAACAUUCCUCCUGCGAUCUUUGCCCUAGUUUGGGGCAUCCUCUGCCUGAGCUACCCACCUCCAUCUGAGGCCGGAAUGGUGGAUUGGACAGCAGGCAAGCGGCUGGUCUACGAGAGGUUGACACAACAGGAUUGCGGUGUCCUGACGGAUCUGCUUCCCAACCAAAGGAUACGUCGGCGGAUCACCGGUGGCAGGAAGUCGUCGCUAAUGUCCCAGCCUUGGAUGGCAUUUCUCCAUAUUCCAAAUGAUAUGUGCCAAACGUGCCGCUGUGGAGGGACUCUUAUCUCAGAUCGCUUUGUUUUAACUGCCGCGCAUUGCCUUAAAAUAUAUCCCCUAUCUACGGAGAUCAAAGUUCGCCUGGGAGAGCUCGACAUCAGCUCCACAAGUGACUGCACCACCUACAAUGAUAGGCGGAUUUGCGCUCCGCCCGUGGAGGAGUUUACGGUCGAGAAGUGGAUCCUGCACGAGGAGUUCAACAUCUUUUACCCCGGCUAUGAUAUUGCCCUGAUAAAGCUGGACAGGAAAGUGGUCUUUAAAGACCACAUUCGACCCAUAUGCCUGCCCCUGACCGACGAACUCCUGGCGUUUACUAUGGAGAUGGGAAGACCCUACCUGGCUGUGGGCUGGGGGAAAACGGAGAGCCGCCAGUUCGCCAACGGCACUAUGGAGGUCUAUAUAAACACUGAGAAGUGCUCCGGCGGCUGGGACAGUUCGUUCCUCUGCGCCAAUGGAGAUUAUGUAGACACGUGCACUGGGGACUCCGGUGGACCGCUGACAUGGUCGACCUUGUUAUUCGGCAAGGCUCGAACGGUACAAUUUGGUGUGGUCAGCACUGGAGGCAAGGAUUGCGGCGGUGGCCAAAAGGCGUACUACCUGGAUGUACCCACCUUUGUGCCCUGGAUACUCGCCAUGAUGGAAAAGUUCUCCGAUUUUUAAGCAAACUCGGUUAAAUAUGUAAAUACUGCAUAAUUUUCGGUUCUUUUCGGUUAUUUAAAGUCUACAAUUAGUAAAAGCUGACAGUUAAGGCUAAGAGA